ACCGUCAUCCGGGGUCCUGGCCCGCUAAGAUGGCGAUGGCUACGGGAGCUGAAGUGGCUGCUGGUGCAGGGCCCGGGACCCUGGGGACGGGGGCCGAGUAGCGCCUUCCCAGGGCCCCGUGAACCGGCCGCGGGUCGCCCUUGGGGGGCAGCGACCACAGGCCCCCACCCGGGCCCUCGGUCCGCCCUCCCGGCGCGUCCAUGAACUCAGUGUCGCCGGCCGCCGCGCAGUACCGGAGCAGCAGCCCGGAGGACGCGCGCCGCCGGCCCGAGGCCCGCAGGCUGAGGGGUCCCCGAGGCCCAGACCCCAACGGCCUGGGGCCCUCCGGAGCCAGCGGCCUCGCUCUUGGCUCUCCCGGGGCUGGCCCGAGUGAGCCGGACGAAGUGGACAAGUUCAAGGCCAAGUUCCUGACAGCCUGGAACAACGUCAAGUACGGUUGGGCGGUUAAAAGCCGGACCAGCUUUAGCAAGAUCUCCAGCAUCCACUUCUGUGGCCGCCGCUACCGUUUCGAGGGCGAGGGUGACAUACAGCGUUUCCAGCGGGACUUUGUGUCCCGCCUGUGGCUCACGUACCGCCGGGACUUCCCACCCCUUCCUGGGGGCUGCCUGACCUCGGACUGUGGCUGGGGGUGCAUGUUACGCAGUGGCCAGAUGAUGCUGGCACAGGGCCUGCUGCUACAUUUCCUGCCCAGAGACUGGACAUGGGCCGAGGGCACGGGCCUGGGCCCCCCUGAGCUGACAGGGUCAGCCUCUCCCAGCCGGUACCAUGGGCCUGCCCGCUGGAUGCCCCCACGCUGGGCCCAGGGUGCCCCUGAGCUGGAGCAGGAACGCCGGCACCGGCAGAUUGUGUCCUGGUUCGCCGACCACCCCCGGGCCCCCUUUGGCCUACACCGGCUGGUGGAGCUUGGGCAGAGCUCAGGCAAGAAGGCAGGUGACUGGUAUGGGCCAUCGCUGGUGGCACACAUCCUCAGGAAAGCCGUGGAGAGCUGCUCCGAGGUCACCCGCCUGGUGGUGUACGUUUCUCAGGACUGCACAGUGUACAAGGCGGAUGUAGCACGCCUGGUGGCCAGGCCAGACCCCACAGCCGAGUGGAAGUCUGUGGUCAUCCUGGUGCCCGUGCGACUGGGUGGUGAGACUCUCAACCCCGUGUAUGUGCCCUGUGUGAAGGAACUUCUGCGUUGCGAGCUGUGCCUGGGCAUCAUGGGUGGGAAACCGCGACACUCACUGUACUUCAUUGGCUACCAAGAUGACUUCCUGCUGUACCUGGACCCUCACUACUGCCAGCCCACUGUGGAUGUCAGUCAGGCCGACUUCCCCUUGGAGUCCUUCCACUGCACCUCGCCCCGCAAGAUGGCCUUCGCCAAGAUGGACCCAAGCUGUACUGUGGGCUUCUAUGCUGGAGACAGGAAGGAGUUUGAGACACUCUGCUCAGAGCUGACCAGGGUCCUCAGCUCCUCCUCAGCCACGGAGCGGUACCCCAUGUUCACCCUGGCCGAGGGCCAUGCUCAGGACCACAGCCUGGACGACCUCUGCUCCCAACUCUCCCAGCCUACACUCCGGCUCCCUCGCACAGGGCGGCUCCUCAGGGCCAAACGCCCCAGCUCUGAGGACUUUGUGUUUUUAUAAAGGGAGGGGAUGAGGGAAAAGAUGCAACACUAUUUAUUUUUUUAUUUAUGUCAUGUCAAGUGUGGGAUCUUGAGCUCUGGCAGUGAGAACUUCCUGUUCUCAGCCCCUCAAGCCCAGCUGCAACCAGUCUGGGGCCAUUCAGCCAGGGACAGAGCCAUGCACCUGUCUCCCACCAGCGGGGCCCUCCUGGCAGGGUAGGGAGGGAGGACCCCGGGCACCCCCCUCAGGGCCUGACUCACGUACUGUAGUUUGCACUGGACGCCCGGGCCCUCCCUGUCCCAAAGCCCCCUUGGGGGAACUGUGGCUGCUGGGGGCCAAUAAAGUUGUGUGACUUGAUUGUG
This is a messenger RNA of Piliocolobus tephrosceles (Ugandan red Colobus), 1966 nucleotides long. RefSeq names its product autophagy related 4D cysteine peptidase (gene ATG4D). Gene Ontology annotation, cellular component: cytoplasm. The transcript has 10 exons. The record is from RefSeq and is a predicted model, not a curated record. Gene Ontology annotation, biological process: piecemeal microautophagy of the nucleus; mitophagy; protein processing. Gene Ontology annotation, molecular function: protein-phosphatidylethanolamide deconjugating activity; cysteine-type endopeptidase activity. The coding region runs from base 201 to 1625 and encodes 474 amino acids. NCBI's taxonomy places the organism in Eukaryota, Metazoa, Chordata, Mammalia, Primates, Cercopithecidae.